AUGUCUGGUCUGGGUCUGGCUGUCUUUUACCUCCUACGUGGAGGUGGUUGCUGCUCAUUGGCUGAAGACAUUUCGGCACGAGACAAUUGGCUUGGUUGGUGGCAUGACGAAGACGAUGAUGGUGAUGAUGAUGAGGAUGAUAUCGAUGAUGAUAUCGAUGAUGAUAUCGAUGAUGAUAUUAAUACAUUCUGUCGACUCAGAGAUGCGAGGCGUUUGGGAGGUGAAUCGCGUAGGGCGACGUGGAAAAGUACGAUUGAGUGCGCGGUAGAAGGAAGCCGAAAAGAAGCAGAAGUGGACGAAGAGGAAGAAGAACAACAGGAGGAAGAAGAAGAAGAAGAAGACGACGACGAUCAGGAGUAUGAGUAG
Molecule: messenger RNA, 366 nt
Organism: Sphaerulina musiva SO2202
Lineage: Eukaryota; Fungi; Ascomycota; Dothideomycetes; Mycosphaerellales; Mycosphaerellaceae
Exons: 3
Coding region: 1-366 (121 amino acids)
Source: RefSeq, a predicted model, not a curated record